GGAGGUGCCCGGGCCUCGGCGCAUGUCACUGGAGUUGGGGCAGGGAAGGGGGGGAGUGUUGCCAGGGCCUGGGGUGGGUAUGACCACAUGUGGCCGGUCCAGCCCUGCUCACAGCACUUGGUAACUGCUCAGAGCAGCCCCUGGUGCCCCACUCAGCAAGCAGGGCCAUCUACGGCUGAGCAGCUCCUGCCCCCAUGCUCACAGCCUGGGAUAGUGCCAGGCAGGCACGGGUCUCAGCUGGGCUGAUGCCGACUGGGUGGGGCCAGGGGGCUGCACUCUGGGCUCUGGGCUGCCUUUCCCACAUGGCCUCUGGGGACCAGGCCAGCAGUGAGCUCAGAUUUUCCGCAGGGGAGGAGCUCGCUGGCUGGCUGGCAGCUCUCUGCACCUCACAGGGGCUGUGGUGCAGGAACCAAGCAGCAACCCAGGCCCUCCCUUGUGGGGUUGCAGGGUCAGCUGGAGGGGCAGGGCCUGGGACCGGGACCAGGGCACCACUGAGGAAUCCCUUUACCUCAGGGCAGGGCUGGCCCACAGGCCACAGGGGCUGGGAAUAUGGGGGUGCUCUUAUUCUGGGGAGGCUGAGUCACACUGAGCCCCUCCAAGCCAGGGACCUUGGCAGCCAUCACCAGCCUGGCGUAGCAGAGAGGCUGCAUGGUGACCCCAUGUCAGGGCCCCCUCUGCUCUCCCUUCCAGGAACCGCUUCUGCUCCAGUCACCAGAGCCAUCACAGCUCAGGCUGCCGGCCCCACCCCAAUGGGCCCUGGGCCAGCCCCUGGGAUGCAGGGCCACAUCCACGGCCGUGGCCCAGGCAGCGCCAGCGGGGGACUGCCCCCCCCCCCGGGGGGGUCAUGCUAGAGGAUCACUUUCAAACAGCCCCGUAAUCAUUUCAGGUGGGGAGGGAGACAGCCAGACCGGGGCAGACCCUGGGCCUGUCAUCACCCCCUGCUGCCCAUAGAUCUGCCCCCCGGACCCGUCAGCAGGUGGGAUCCCACAACCGGGGAGCCCGGAGCCACAACCACAGGCCAUGGCACCCGGAGACACAUUUCCAGCUAGGGGGAAGAUGCAACUUUGGGAUCCCCACAGGCCAGGACUCCCCCCCGGGCCUCAUGGGUUAAACCCACCCACGGAAAAUAGCGAGGCAGCGCCUGCCUAGACCUGCCGCAGCUCCCCUGGGACCCCAGAGCCCGCCCCUAACAAUCUGCCUCAGGCUCGGCCCGGCUAGCGGAGACUCCAGCAGCGGAGAGGAGAGCGAGGGAGCCGCUCCCGGGACCGGGACGCCGAGGGGCUCCGACAGCCAGUUUGCAGGGCUGGCAGCGCCGGCUCAGGCCCGUUCCCACCAAGAGAACUGCAUAGCAUUGCGGUGACAGGACUGGAGCAGGGAGGCGGUGCUGGCGUGUGGGAGAGUCCGGCUCCUCCAGACUGCUGCCCGGGGGAGGUCACUCCACUGACAGCUUCGGCCCAGGCCGCCUUCCCACUUGGUGCCUGCCUCUGGGAGAACAGCUGGAGCUGAUAAGAGGGGUUCUGCAUCACGGACAGCAGCAGGCCCCAGCCUGCACGAGGCCCCAAGUGGGUGUGAGAGCCCUUUGUGGCACAGCCCACCGGCUACACCCAGGUGUGGAGGACCCCACCUCGACAGCAGGCCCCAGCACCAGCCUGCUGUGCACCCCAACGCACUGGCUGGUGCCGCUUCCCCAUCCACCAGCAGGCACUGGAGCAAGCCACGCACAGCUGAGGCCCUGGGCUGCAUGCAGGCGCUGGAGAGGGAACACCCAGCAGCAGGGUCCCUGCCCUGGCAGAUGUCCCAUGUGCCUGACUCCCACAACAUGGGGGAGGUGAGAGGAGAGUGUGCAGCCGCCCACACCUCCCUGAGCAAAGUCAUUGUGUGGCACAGACAGCUGGCGCUGCAGCUGGGGGGCACGGCUGACUCACCCCGGCUGCGGGAGGAGCUGCAGGAGCGGAGCAAGGAGGUGCACGAGCUCAGCAAGGGGCUGCGGAACGUGCUCCUAGCCGGGCUGAGGCAGCCGCUGGCCAGCCCCGAGGAGCGGCAGGAGCUGGAGAGGCUGUGGGUGCUGUCCCUGUCCGCUCUGGAGCUCUUCCACCAAGACCUGCACAGGGCCCAUCAUCUCCUCCAACUCUUCCCCCUGCAGGGGCGGGGGGGGCCGCUGGUGAGCACUGGCCUCACGGGGAAGGCCACAGAUGGAGGGCACAAGCCGUGGAGGAGGCCAAGCCGCAAGGGCGCCAGGAGCACGGAGCAGCUGGGUGCUGCCCCUAGCCUGGAGGAGCAGAUUGAGCGUGUGGGGACCAUGCUGCUGGAGAUGGAGACCAGAGUCAAUGUCCCUGUCUGGACAGUGGAGGCCACAGAAGAGGCCGGGCCGGGCAGCAGCUUGGCCUGUGAGGCAGAGGGGUCGUGCAGCGAGAGACAGGCUGCAGAGGUGGCAGGUGGCCCAGGGUGCUGCGGGCAGCGUCAGGGCUGGCCUGCACUCUGCUGCACAUUGUCAUGACUAGCGCCCCCCUGCAAAGGGGCAGGACUUUGCUCCCCCCAGGAGAAAACCCAGAACAGGGACCCUUGGCCACAGCAGCCCAGAAAGGCAAGUUUCUUUGAGCACAUGGCGCCCAGCUGGGAGAAGCAGGAAGAGGUGCUCUGGCUUGGGGUAGGAACAGGUUGGCUGAGGGCUCCCCUGCCAGCAGGGCACUCAGCUCAGGGAGCAUGUGGGAUAGCGGUGGCAAGGUGGGGGGGCACUGCAGGCCAAGGGAAGGGUGGCAAAGAGCCCCCACCCCCCCGGCACUGGAGGGAGUCGUGGCAGAGGAGACUGCUGGGGGAUUAAUAAAUGUCGUUCUCCCACUUGUGUUCGUUCCCUGUAGAGCCUACAAAGUGCCCCUGCCCCAGGGAACCAUUUCCACACCCACAGUGGUGGUGGUGAUGGAGGUGCGUGGAGGUCACAGAGAUCUGUGCUUGAAUCCCCAUCUGCUGGGGUGACUGGCCCCAGGCGGUGGCAGAUCAGCAGCCGAGAGCUGCCUCAAGGCAAGGCCAGGCCCUCUUGGCUCCAAGUGCCCUGGGCU
Molecule: messenger RNA, 3056 nt
Organism: Chrysemys picta bellii (western painted turtle)
Lineage: Eukaryota; Metazoa; Chordata; Testudines; Emydidae
Product: regulator of G-protein signaling 9-binding protein-like
Biological process (GO): G protein-coupled receptor signaling pathway
Cellular component (GO): neuron projection
Source: RefSeq, a predicted model, not a curated record